Messenger RNA from Exaiptasia diaphana, 493 nucleotides. RefSeq lists its product as uncharacterized. The transcript is spliced from 3 exons. The annotation marks the transcript as partial. The record is from RefSeq and is a predicted model, not a curated record. NCBI's taxonomy places the organism in Eukaryota, Metazoa, Cnidaria, Anthozoa, Actiniaria, Aiptasiidae.
ACAAAAAGUUGUUGGCAACGUUGGUCCAACAUGGGGACGGAAAAUGACUACUGGAUACCUAAGAUGUAAUGGCAUGUAUGUUGCGGAACAAAGAGUUGGGCAGUCACUCUCUCGUGUUGCACCGGCUCAUUUUGAGAGUAGAAAGAACAGAGCUGAACAGAUGAAAAAUCCUAUUCCCUAUUGUGCUGAAUAUUUUGGGCACAAAAUGCAUGUUGACCAAAAUGAGAAACUGUCAAUGUACGGYGUUACACAUGUAUGCGCUAUUGAUGGGUACAGCGGAAAAAUAAUUAGUCACACUUUGAUGCCCAUCAAAAACAAUCUUGCUAUUUAUGAAGAUGUCUUCAGAAAUCCUGUUUUGUCAUAUGGAUUAUGGGACCAACUGAGAGUUGAUCAGGGCAGAGAGUUUUGCCUCAUGUUGUUUGUACAAGAUAUGCUAAGUAAAUACCGAAGAAACACUGACCGUCUUCCUUAUAUGCAGACCACUUCAAAAGAA